Messenger RNA from Prionailurus viverrinus (fishing cat), 934 nucleotides. RefSeq names its product HD domain containing 2 (gene HDDC2). The transcript has 6 exons. The record is from RefSeq and is a predicted model, not a curated record. Bases 34 to 609 code for a protein of 191 amino acids. NCBI's taxonomy places the organism in Eukaryota, Metazoa, Chordata, Mammalia, Carnivora, Felidae. Gene Ontology annotation, cellular component: cytoplasm. Gene Ontology annotation, molecular function: 5'-deoxynucleotidase activity.
CGGCCUGCUCGGACCUGCCAGACCGGUGGCCGCAUGGCUUCGGCCUCCGCUGCGGCGCUAUCGGGCCGGGGGGCCCAGAACCUGCUGCAGUUCCUGCGGCUGGUAGGGCAGCUCAAGAGAGUCCCAAGGACUGGCUGGGUAUACAGAAAUGUUCAGAGUCCAGAGAGCGUAUCAGAUCACAUGUACAGAAUGGCAAUUAUGGCUCUGGUGACCAAGGAUGAGCAUCUUAACAAAGACCGAUGUAUUCGUCUAGCCCUGGUUCACGAUAUGGCAGAAUGCAUCGUUGGGGACAUAGCACCAGCAGAUAACAUCCCCAAAGAAGAAAAACAUAGGCGAGAAGAGGAAGCUAUGAAGCAGCUAACACAGCUCCUCCCAGAAGAUCUCAGGAAGGAACUUUAUGGGCUUUGGGAAGAGUAUGAGACCCAGUCUAGUGCAGAAGCCAAAUUUGUGAAGCAGCUGGACCAGUGUGAGAUGAUUCUUCAGGCAUCCGAGUAUGAAGACCUUGAGAACACACCGGGGAGGCUGCAGGACUUCUAUGAUUCCACAGCAGGUACUCGGUGCUCUUUUCAGAAAAUUCAGUCACCCGGAGAUAGUCCAACUUGUCUCUGAACUUGAGGCAGAAAGAAACGCUAACAUAGCUGCCGCCACCAGUGAGCCCCGCUCCUGAUAUGCUCUCUGGGUUGCUGCACUCCUGUGACAGACACUGUGUUUUUCCCUUUCAUGGUGUUGUUUGGCCACUGUUGCUUUGUUGAUUCCCCAGAUGCAAGUCUGUUUAUUUUCCGUUGCCUGGACUCCAGUAAGAAACCUGAUACAAUCUGGAUAAUAAAAGGAGCUACAGAACAGGAUGUGGUCCUGAAAAUGCCAUGGAUGAAGCCUGAGGGUAGUGGGGGGAGUUUUUUCAUGAACUAACUAAAUAAAUUUUUAAAACCUUAAA